UAACUCAUUAUUCAAUGAACCGACCUUCAUUUUCUACAACCUCAGUCUACAGCAAUAUUUUGAACCGUGAACAAAUCGUAUCCGCAUCUGGUGGUGCCGUGUCCACCUAAUCAAACCAAUUUUGUUUUAUUGAUACUCGUCAACGCAGCUCGCGGAUUGUUUCUGACUCUGUGCUCUGUAUUCGUGUGGCAGUGCCUUGUGUACAUUGAAUCCUCAGUUGCGUAUUAUUUUCGCUGUUCGACUUUUGGUGAUAUUACAGUGUUGUGAAUAGUACCAAUUAAUCGAGAUGAAUUCAAUUUGGGUGCAAAUAUGAAUGCAAUCACGAUAAGUCGUGAGGUUGACUCAAGACUGCGCACGGUUUCCUGCUGAUGGUUGGCUGUAUUUUGCGCAGAAAUCCGCGCUCCAGCGAGCAAGUGAUUACCUAAGAGGUAUCACUGUCAUCAUCCUAACUGUAGCGCCGCGUGGGGGCGUUGAACGCCAGGAAGCGCACACAGCCAAAGGGACACACGGCGCAGACAGUGGUAGCCACUGUAAACAGCACCGUGUGUAUAAAUAGAUAAACACAAUCGGUGUCGCCACACACACGCAAACACCCGCAGGUAGACGCAAUUUGCAAGUGCAAAACAGAAACAAGACCUACGACACGGUGAACUGUUUGAUUCGUAAACACACCAGAGAUUAUCAUCAUCCUUCGGGGAGUGAAGUGGUUGAACUCGGAUUGCUCCUAAUUUCAUCGAAUUUGCGUGGCAGCCAGGAUCGUGUGUGAAGGAAGACACGGCGAUAAGCAUGAUAAGAAAGAAGAGAGUUCGACGUUGGAUAUAACUUUGCUACUUUGAAGGGAAGAAGGCAAGGCGAAGUUUUUGUUUUGUCUGUUAUAAUCACAAUUCUGGAACCGGUUGUGUCCACCGCAAUAAAUGAUGGCCAAUAUGAAGAGUCUACUUGUCGGGGGCAGCACGAGUGAGGCCUCUGGGAUGGCAGCAGUGGUGGCUGUGGGCGGUGGCGGCGGCAGCAGCAGUUCAACGGGACAUACUGCCCUCGGCCAGGACAAGUCACGGCAAGAGACAGACAAGUCAACGGAAUACUCCAACAGCAGUAGCACAAAAGUUGCGACCUCAAACCCAACGACGAGGUUGAAAAAUCGAGAUGUGGUCAUCACCAGCCUGAUUGCGGGAGCAAUUGCCGGUGCACUGGCCAAAACAACCAUCGCUCCGCUCGAUCGCACAAAGAUCAACUUUCAGAUCAACAAGGAAAUUCCGUACUCAUUCCGGGCGGCGAUGGUAUUUCUUCGGAACACCUACACAAAGGAGGGCUUCUUCGCCCUCUGGCGGGGGAACUCCGCCACCAUGGCACGCAUCAUCCCCUACUCGGCGAUCCAGUUCACGGCCCACGAGCAGUGGAAGAAGGUUCUACAGGUAGAUUUGCACCACGAUACCGAGGUGCGUCGUUUCCUGGCGGGUUCGCUGGCGGGAAUCACGUCGCAAUCGCUAACCUACCCGCUGGAUUUGGCUCGCGCCCGGAUGGCCGUGACAGACAAAUACUCAGGCUACCGCACGCUGCGUGAGGUGUUCGUGAAGAUUUGGCAGUGCGAGGGUCCCCGGACGUUCUACCGAGGGUACUGGGCGACCAUUAUGGGGGUGAUACCGUAUGCGGGCACCUCGUUCUUCACGUACGAUACUCUCAAGAAGGAGUACGGCAAGCGCACCGGAGAUUACAGCCCGAACACUUUGGUAUCGCUUGUGUUCGGCGCCGCGGCCGGCGUUAUUGGCCAAUCGUCGAGCUACCCGUUGGACAUCGUGAGGCGGCGGCUGCAAACCACCGGCGUGACGGUGCACUGCGUCGAUCGGUAUCUCACGAUUGGCAGCAUGCUGAUGAAAAUUUACAGGGAGGAAGGUAUAAUCCGGGGCUUUUACAAAGGUCUCAGCAUGAACUGGAUCAAGGGUCCGAUAGCCGUGGGGAUCAGUUUUGCCACGUACGACCACAUCAAGCAUGGCCUGCGGGAGCUUAUCCAUCUGCGGGAUCAGUCCGGGGAAAGGUAGUAAUCGUUAGCUUCAAAUCUGUUGAAUCUGUGCGCAUUUCUUGAGAGGACGAAGUCAUGUGAAAAACUUGGGGAGAGUGACGUUCAUGUUUUUGGGUAUUUUCCUGUAGUUAACGUCUGUCUGUUUGUCAGAAAUCAAUUAAUCGAACGGUGCAAUUAUUUGUAAAUAGUGGUAAUAAGCUAGGGAAGGUUUAUAUAUUGCUUUGGCUGAACUAGGCAGCAGCAGCAAAUAAUAUACAAAUGUGGAAUCACGCCUUGGAAGCAAUUUAUUCUCAUAUAUCUUUUUUGUCACACUCAUCUUGGAUUAGCGCCGGAAAAAAAUGUUUUGCUCCAGCCGAAAACUAUACAAACUAACAACAAAAAAAAACAAA
Molecule: messenger RNA, 2406 nt
Organism: Toxorhynchites rutilus septentrionalis
Lineage: Eukaryota; Metazoa; Arthropoda; Insecta; Diptera; Culicidae
Gene: DPCoAC
Product: mitochondrial coenzyme A transporter SLC25A42
Exons: 7
Coding region: 915-2036 (373 amino acids)
Biological process (GO): transmembrane transport
Cellular component (GO): mitochondrial inner membrane
Source: RefSeq, a predicted model, not a curated record